Messenger RNA from Scleropages formosus (Asian bonytongue), 1953 nucleotides. Its product is annotated as cytochrome P450 2J2-like. Gene Ontology annotation, molecular function: heme binding; iron ion binding; oxidoreductase activity, acting on paired donors, with incorporation or reduction of molecular oxygen, reduced flavin or flavoprotein as one donor, and incorporation of one atom of oxygen. Gene Ontology annotation, cellular component: intracellular membrane-bounded organelle; cytoplasm. The transcript is spliced from 9 exons. Gene Ontology annotation, biological process: xenobiotic metabolic process. The coding region runs from base 163 to 1653 and encodes 496 amino acids. The record is from RefSeq and is a predicted model, not a curated record. Lineage: Eukaryota; Metazoa; Chordata; Actinopteri; Osteoglossiformes; Osteoglossidae.
CACAGAAAGGAAUACAAAAUAUGCGGAAAGCGUAUGCAGGAGAAAACAAAAUUACUAAAGCAAAUUUAAUAUUGGGUUGGGUAACAUAGUGGACCUUGAACACUUCCAGCCAGUGUCUUUAUUUCUCUGUAACCUGCAGUUGUAACAAGCCUUUCCUAAACUAUGUGGCUGUAUACCUUAUUGGAGGUUUUGGAUACAAAGGGAUUGCUGUUUUUCUUCUUUGUAUUUCUUCUUAUUAUAGACUUCCAGAAGAGCAAGAACCCCCCUAAUUUCCCACCAGGGCCCUGGGGCCUGCCAUUUCUGGGAAAUGUCUUCAACAUCGACAUUAAACAGCCACACAUUUACCUGACCAAGCUUGCCACUGUGUACGGAGAUGUCUACAGCAUUCGCCUGGGCAGAGGCAAGACGGUGUUUGUGACAGGCUACAAAAUGGUUAAGGAAGCAUUGGUAACUCAGGCUGAGAAUUUUGUGGACAGACCUCACGGUCCCUUGUGUGAAAGAAUAUAUUCAGGAAAUGGCUUGUUUUUCAGCAACAGUUACAAGUGGAAAAAACAAAGAAGAUUUGCUCUCACCACCCUCAGAAACUUUGGAUUAGGAAAGAAAACCCUUGAGUCAGUCAUUGUUGAGGAGAACAGAUUCCUCCAAGAAGAGCUAGAACGAGAGAAAGGUCAGCCUCUUGACCCACACAUGCUUCUCACCAGUGCUGUGUCCAACAUUAUAUGCCAUCUGGUCUUCGGACAUAGAUUUGAUUACAGUGAUGACAAAUUCCAAACAUUGCUGAAGUUGCUGUCUAAAACACUUCACCUGGAAGGUUCUAUAUGGGCCCAGCUGUAUGAGGCCUUUCCUUCUGCGAUGAAGGUUCUUCCUGGACCACACAAUGCCAUCUUCAGUUACAAUGAAAAGCUGUUUGCCUUUGUGAAAGAGGAGAUGGAGAAACACAAGGAGGAAUGGAAUCCAUCAUGCCCCCGAGAUUACAUUGACUCCUUCUUGACUGAGAUAAAAAAUAAUGCUGAGGACCCUGCAGCUGGAUUCAAUGAGACCAACUUGAUCUUCUGUGCUUUAGACUUGUUUCUGGCUGGUACUGAGACCACAUCCACCACUCUGCGCUGGGCCCUACUAUAUAUGAUCAAAUACCCAGAGAUAGCAGAAAAGGUCCGGGCUGAAAUAGACAAAGUUAUAGGACAGUUACGCCACCCCACCAUGGCUGACAGAGUAAAUAUGCCCUACACUGAUGCCGUUAUCCAUGAAAUCCAGAGGAAGGGAAAUAUCGUACCACUUGGUGGUCCGAAGAUAGCCAGCAAAGAUACCAACCUGGGAGGAUACUUCAUUCCAAAGGGGACAGCAGUGAUUGGAAACUUGACUUCAGUGCUGUUUGACAAGAGUGAAUGGGAGGCUCCUGAAGACUUCAACCCUGGGCAUUUCCUAGACACCAAUGGUAAAUUUGUGAGACGGGAUGCAUUCUUGCCCUUUUCAGCAGGGAGGAGGAUUUGCCUAGGAGAGCAACUCGCAAAAAUGGAGUUGUUUCUAUUCUUCACCUCCCUUUUCCAGAAAUUCAACUUCUCCCUUCUCCCAGGAGUGGAGCCGAGUGUCGAAGGGCGAAUUGGAGCCACCUUAACACCACUACCAUUCAAGAUCUGUGCAACCCCACGUUAAUGGCAGUAUAGAGUUGAGAUUCGUUAUACUGCCAAGUGUUUUUAUUUAAUACACAUCAGCAUUAACAGACUAUAGUGUAUCUGCUACGAAUGCGGUCAGGAUCACAAAAACUUUGCAAAGGAAUAUGUGUGCAAAUUAACAUCAUGCAAUUAAUGUAACACCUGCUACUUUUAACAACUCAUUUAAAAAAUAGUGAAAAUGCAUGAAAUUAAUUCACUAAGCAUAAAUCCUCCAUAAAUAUAUUCAUAUAAUGUUCACACACACACAGUCUGAAACUGCUUGUCCCAUGGUUGCAGCAAA